Exaiptasia diaphana is the source of this 1907-nucleotide messenger RNA. Its product is annotated as ELAV-like protein 1-B. The transcript has a single exon. The record is from RefSeq and is a predicted model, not a curated record. Gene Ontology annotation, molecular function: RNA binding. NCBI's taxonomy places the organism in Eukaryota, Metazoa, Cnidaria, Anthozoa, Actiniaria, Aiptasiidae. Bases 145 to 1233 code for a protein of 362 amino acids. Gene Ontology annotation, cellular component: ribonucleoprotein complex.
CUGUGUGACAGUUCAUUUCACAUUAGAAUUUUUGACGUUUAGUUCGGUCGUUUCAGUUCAUUUGGGUGACCCCGUAUAAUUAAUUCGUUCGGUUUUUUAACUCACCACCAUCUCAAGCCAUUCAGUUCCCCUACAUCCAAGACUAUGAUGCUAGAUAUCAUGAAUGAACCGGCACAGCACAUGGAUGAAGACCCGUGUAUCGAAGACGAAGUUGUAAUGGAAAACGGAACCACAGACGAAAAAACAAAUCUGAUCAUCAACUACGUCCCUCCGAACAUGAGUGAAGCAGAGAUAAAGCAAAUGUUUAGUUCAAUGGGAACUGUCACAAGUUGUAAACUUAUACGAAAUCGCAAUACUGGCCAAAGUUUGGGAUACGCUUUUGUAAAUUACGAGAAGGCUGAAGAAGCGUUCAAAGCCGUUGAAGAAAUGAAUGGAGCAAGGCUGCAAAAUAAAGUACUAAAAGUAAGCUUUGCUAGACCUUCGUCGAAUGAAAUCAAAAACGCCAAUUUGUAUAUCAGUGGGCUUCCAAAACAUUUCAAAGAAGAAGAUGUAGAUGGUCUGUUUAGGCCUUAUGGCAAAAUAAUAACGUCAAAAGUUUUGAAAGAUGUGGAUGGUGAAGGCCGGGGAACAGGCUUUGUGAGAUUUGAUAAACGCCACGAAGCCCAAUCGGCUAUAGACGAAUUGAACAACCGAACUUUACCUGGAACGUCCACAAAAAUCACUGUGAAAUUUGCAAAUCCUCCUAACAGUAGACAGCCACAAUUCCCGGCACAAUCAGCAAUCCCUUCGCCAUUAAGUCGAGCGCUCACCCCUCAAAGAAACUUUAGUGGCGGGCCGGUACACCACCAAAUGUUGAACAUGAGGUACUCUCCUCUAAGCCCGACUGGUUUCGGUUCAUCCUCAUGCCAGGCGUCAUGUCAUAAUAAUUCUACAUCACCUACAAGUCCAGCGAGUCCAAAUAGCUUUGAGGGUCUGACAGCUCAAGGCUGGUGUAUCUUCGUCUACGGAUUGCCGCAAGACGCCACGACUCUCUUUCUGUAUAAAUUGUUCAGCCCUUUUGGAGCAAUAACAAACGUUGAAUUGAAAGCCGAAAAAGGCUAUGGUUUCAUUAAUAUGAGGAGCUACGAUGAAGCGUAUACAGCAAUCUGGUUUCUCAACGGUUCAUGUCACAAAGGAAAAGUACUGCAAGUCUCCUUCAAAACUUCAAAAAAUAACAAACAACAGCGAAGUUGAGAAUAUCGUCUUUCUACUCGGCGCGAGAGUAAAAUUCAAGCCAACAGACCUAAAUUCUUCAACUCCUUGACGUGCAAAAUAAUGCACAAACCGUCAUUCUAUUGAUUGAACUUUUUUUGUCCUAUUUUUCUCGUUUGUUUUGAGGGUUGUCAUUCAUUUAUCAUGGUAUUAGUGGUAGAUUUCGGUAUUUUUCUUCUUUCGAUCGAACGAUCGAUCCUUGUAUAUUAUACUUCAUAAAAAUGUAUAUUUCAGUUUCGAAUGAUCAAGUGUUCGAAAAGGUUUAGAUUUCUUUCCGUUGUGCUUUAGAAUUCGACGCGCUGCCAUAAAUUAAAAAAUACAGAUUUAUUAUAGUGCCAGAAAGCAUUUCGGACACACUAGAAAAUGCUAUAUAUAUAUUUGAAAUUCGAGAAAUUAUUAUUAUUGCUAUAUUCUAGAAAAUAUUUAGAGACAUUUCCGCUGAGUCUUUCGGCGUUCAUUGGAUAUUAUUAUAAAGUAUGAAAUAGUCUUUAUUUAGCGAGAAGUGGAAGAUGUUGACAGUUUCUUUUAUUGUGAAUGCAAUGUUUACUUUGAAACAUUUUGAGUUUUGUGUCGGAAUUUUUUCCCAAUCUUUGACCAUUUUGUUUCAUGUGUAAUAGUUGUUUAUUUCUUUCAUUAAAUUUCAUUUAACUCCUAAC